This is a messenger RNA of Kalmanozyma brasiliensis GHG001, 552 nucleotides long. RefSeq lists its product as uncharacterized. Bases 1 to 552 code for a protein of 183 amino acids. The record is from RefSeq and is a predicted model, not a curated record. Lineage: Eukaryota; Fungi; Basidiomycota; Ustilaginomycetes; Ustilaginales. The transcript has a single exon.
AUGACCACGUCUCGGAACAAUCUGACCUUGGCCGCAAGCACCGAUGCUUUGACCACCGAUCCCUUUGCGACGUACGCUCAAGGCGACUUUGCAGGCCUGCCUGCCCGACUGAAGGACAUUGGCCCGUUCUGGAAGCACGUCGGUUGGGGAAGCCUCUUCCGUCAUAUGCCACGGGUCCCUACGCAAUUUGUCAAGCUGUCUGACCUUGUGCGAGACGAGUGGGCCGAGGUCCGCAUCAAUGUGCUCGGCUACAUCGCUCAUGUUCCGCACCUGAUUCUGCGCCAUUCCAUCAGGACCUGGGACAUCAACGUGACCUCUCUGCCCGACGGCGAAAAAGUUGACAUCGACAUUGAGCUUCGCCUACCUGCGCCCUCGUAUCCUUGCCUUUCCGACGAAUCCUUCCCCGGUCUGCCUAUGGAUCGUAGGUCGCUUGUGGCCAUACUCAACGUCAAACUCAUGACCUCGCCGCACAGUGGAGAAAUCCACCUCAAAGCCGAUGAGGAGACGUCCAUUUUUCGUUUUCAAGAUGGCUGCGACUGCGGUCGUUCUUAG